UAUAGGUUGCUUGGGGUGUCGCUCUUCUUUCUUCCAACCUUCGCUUCCUGAUCCUCAUGUUCUUCGUGUAUAGGUGUUAGUUCACCAUGUGCAACGCGCGUGUUCUGCUGUAUGUAAUGCCUUUUUGGAGCUACGAGCGUGUGAUGAUGAACCAAGUACGGACAAUGCUGCAAUUUUCACACGUCCUGGCGUGUGAGCUUGAGAAGGUGACCGUGACCGAAUAUUGUUGUGACAAAUGAUGGCCAUUCUCCAGUUUUUGGGUUUUGUGGUGCCCCUCAUCGGGCUCAUCACCACCGCAAUCCUCCUACGGCGCUUUGCAUCGUUUAUACACGUUUACUUUCUUCAUAGGAGUGCAAUUCAACGUUAUGCAUUGGAUGAUGAUACAUUCGCUGUCGUUACGGGCGCAACAGGAGGCAUGGGCAAAGCGAUCGCAGAAGACCUUUAUGAUAGAGGGUUCAACCUCGUUAUCCAUGGUCGCAGUCAAGAGAAAUUAGAUAGGGUGAAAGAGGAACUCUUGCAGCGGGGGCCCCUCAAAAAGAUCGUGCAUACCCUAAGAAUUAAUGCUGAAGAUACUUCCACAUACGAUUUCUCUUCUCUGAAAGGGUUGAAAAUCACUGCUGUUUUUCUGGUGGCGGGUGGGGCGUCCGUACAAACCGUUCCUUAUGACCAGGUAUCGUCUGAAUAUGCCAACGGUGUCAUUCGCCUCAACGCUCUCUUUCCCAUUGAUCUCCUUCGAGCCCUCCUCCCUCAAAUGCGCGCCGCAAAGGUGCCAAUGCUGGUCGUCGGAAUUGGUUCUAUUACUGGGCGUUAUCCGGCGCCAUUUUUAUCCAUCUAUUCCGCGUCGAAAUCUUUCCUUCUCCGAUUGAUCCACGGACUAAGUAUCGAUGAGAGUUUUCAUGAUCCUUCCGCCGAUACCACCUUCCAUUAUAUGAACGUCGGAGAAGUGAUUAGCCCUGGAAGUUUCACGAAGGAACCGAAUCUCUUCUGUCCUACGCCUGAAACGAUAGCUAGGGCUAUCAUUCGAGUUGUUGGAUGUGGUCAUCGCGAAGUCAUCCCUGUGGCUGCCAAGAUCAUGGGAAAGCAUAUGAACUUGGGCGAAGGGAAAAAUAAGAAUGAAUGAAGGCGCAUCCAUCGACACACCCAACAUACCCCCUCAACAGAUCAAUCAUGGCGAACCCCGUCCAUCCUGAUUCCUUUCUGUUUCUUUCCAUUUCACGUUUCUCUACGGGAUUCUUGGUGC
Cantharellus anzutake is the source of this 1240-nucleotide messenger RNA. RefSeq lists its product as uncharacterized. The record is from RefSeq and is a predicted model, not a curated record. Lineage: Eukaryota; Fungi; Basidiomycota; Agaricomycetes; Cantharellales; Hydnaceae. Gene Ontology annotation, cellular component: endoplasmic reticulum. Bases 236 to 1120 code for a protein of 294 amino acids. The transcript has 4 exons. Gene Ontology annotation, molecular function: oxidoreductase activity.